UUGUCCUAUUUCUCAAAGGAUUCAACCAUCAUCAAGGUCAUUUAAGAAGGCCUUAUUUUGAACUUCAGCCUGCUUGAGGCUGUGAGUGGUGUUUUUGGAUAAGAAGUGUUACACAACUUUUAAUGGGUGUGCAUGGUCUAUGGGGUCUUUUGGAAACUGCUGGGAAGCCUGUCCCUCUUGAGACUCUUGAAAACAAGAUCCUGGCAAUUGAUGUGUCAAUAUGGUUGCAUCAGGCAGUGAAAGGGUUUAGGGAUCAAUCUGGACAGCCUCUCCCCAAUGGACACCUCCUUGGUCUUUUUCAUCGCAUCUGCAAACUCCUGUUUUAUAAAAUCAAGCCUGUCUUUGUCUUUGAUGGUGGCAUUCCUAUCUACAAGAGGCAGACAAUGGCAAAUAGAAAGCAGAAGAAAGACUCAGCUGCAUCUGAUGCUAGGAAACUUUCCCACCAUAUUUUGAAGAACUAUCUGCAGCAGAAUGUGAUUGGAAAGGUUCUGGGCAAGCAGCCAAGUGCUGUUCCUUCAAGUGCAUCUCAUGAUGAUGAUGUUUUUCACCUGGCCCCGCUGGGACCAGAUGCUGAAAAGGAAAUGGAGAGCGAUGGGGAAGCUGAAGAGUAUGGUGGAGACUUGGAAAUGAUGUCGGAAUCAUCUCAUUUUCAAAGCAACAUUCAUGAUGUUGAUGUGAUGAGUGAAGAGUUUGCAGCUCUCCCAUCGCACAUCCAGCAUGAAGUACUCCUGGAAUUGAAAGAUACUCGUAAACAAAGCUCUUGGAAUAAACUUCAUCAAAUGCCAAAGGAAUCUGGCAACUUUUCAUCAUUUCAAAUGGAUCGUUUGCUGAGAAGGCGAGCUCUUCAAGCAAAAUUGGAGAAGAUUGAGUCAGAAAUGGGGUCUUCUCAGUUGCAAGAAGCAGCAGAGGGUCUCACUCCUAUUGACCUGGACAGUGAGGGCCAAAGGAUUGUGAGUGAAGACACUCUUAGAUUUGUUUUGAAAAAGUUGACCCAAAGUGAAAAGGCAAAAAAACCUCAGAGUGAGCAUGUCAGUCUUUCAAAUGAAACAGUUGAUUACAGUACCUCUUCCAUCAUAAAGAAGAGGCUCACCAAGGAUAUGAAGUCAGAAGUAGCUCAGGCACCGAGUGACAGCGGUUGUGAUGAUGACCCAGAAGAUUACAGCCUUGAUAACAAUGUAUCACGAACUGAAAACUUUUCUGGGGAACAGACAGACCUUUCACAAGAAGAGAUAUACUUGUUGAUACAACAGAAUGCACCGGUGGCACUGGGAUUAGAUAGACCUAUUUUAAGCAAAAAAGAUGAAUUCCAUAAACCUACUCAGGAUAGGGUCUCAAGAAAUGACAUAAAACUUGUUACUUUGACUACUACAGAGGACAAGGACAUUGGCAAAGAGUUUUUUGCUGUUCAAGGACAAACACCCUCUGAGCCAACAUUGAAAAAAGCCUAUUCAACAAAAUUGAGUGAUGAGAGUGGUAGCACAUCUUGGACAUCCAAGCUAGUUGAGACACCAUCAAAAGUGGAACUUCCAAGUGAUUCAAAACAAGAACAUUUUAUAACAGUUGAAAUCACAUCUUUGAAAACACAUUCAGCAGAGGAGGAUAUUUUUGCAGAUGUUUUCAAGGAAGCACAGAGAGAUGAUAUAAUUAAACUUGAGAGCAUCUUACAGGGGUUUAAGAAAGAAAUACAAACUAGUAGAAAAACAGAAUCACUUGUGAAAGAAACUGAAACAAAGGAAAAGGAAGCUUCUUCAUUUGCUUUUCACAAGAGCGAGUCAAGGUUUAAUGAGAGGAGUGACUUGCACAGCUCUUUAUCCACAUUGGAGAAAGAUGAAGGAGAAAGUUUGCCAGUGAUGAGACAUUUUCAAAGUGCUGAGAAUAUGGGUGCAAUCUCUAUUAACAAGACUGUCAGUGAAGAGGAUGGAAACUGUUUCAUGAUUGUAUCAAAUAGAUCAUGCUCUGAUAUGGAAAAGGAUAUCCAUGAAGCAUCUGCAUCUCAAAGUCUUGGUGCUGGUUUCCAACAACUGUCAUCUUCAAUUAAUUCUACAAAUGAAACUACUUCUGAGGAGGAGUGUGGAAAAUCAAAAGUAUUGAGAGCAGUUGCUCCCAACUUUGUAGCAACAAGUAAAGAUGUCAAAAAUAUGGAGAACAACAAGGAGGAAAGUGAAAACAAUCUGAGGAAUAUGCCUGAAGAAGAUCAGAACCUUCUUGAAGAAUAUAGUAAGCAAUUGGAGAUAGAAAGGAGAAAUUUAGAAAAGCAGAGAGGUCGCCAAGAGCGUCUGGCUACCAGCCUCAGUGAUCAGAUGUACUUGGAAGCACAGGAGUUGCUGCAACUUUUUGGCCUCCCAUAUGUCACAUCACCAAUGGAAGCAGAAGCUCAGUGUGCCUUCCUUGACAUACUCAACCUCACACAAGGAACCAUCACAGAUGAUAGUGAUAUCUGGUUGUUUGGUGGACAGCGUGUGUAUAGAAAUUUCUUCAAUCAAACUAAGCAUGUGGAAUUUUAUCAUGCUGAGAAUAUAUUCAAGUAUUUUCAGCUGACAAGGGAGAAGAUGAUAAAUUUGGCAUUGCUCUGUGGGAGUGACUAUACAGAUGGCAUCAGGGGAGUAGGACCAGUAACAGCCAUGGAAAUUUUGUUGGAAUUCCCUGGUGAUGGUGUUGAAUGUCUGGAGACUUUUCAGCAGUGGUGGACAGAAGCUCGUACUAAGGCCACAUUUGUAGAAGAAACUCCUGUCAAGAAGAAACUGCUGGAGCUUGAAAUAAGCAAAGGUUUUCCUCACCAUGGGAUUGUUGAAGCUUAUCUAAAACCAGAAGUUGAUGAAUCAUCUGAGGAAUUUUCAUGGUCAUCUCCUGACAUUGAUGGGUUGCGAGAAUUUGCCAGAAAGAAAAUGGGGUGGUCCAAGAGUCGCACAGAUGAAGUUCUUGCUCCAGUUAUUAAGAGGAUGAAUCUGAAGGAGAUGCAGAGCAGGAUUGAUUCAUACUUUCAAGUUAAACUGCCAGAAGAAGUGAAGCUACCCAGUAAAAGGCUGACAAAUAUUUUGAAGCGAGCUAAAGGAGGAGAGAAUAUAGCAACUCUGGUUCAGAAUGUAAAGACUAAAUCAAAAAAAAGUAUAGGUAGAGGGCGAGGAAAGAGGUCUUGCAAGGAGGAUGUUGAUGAUGAUGACAUACUGGAAGAGGAGACAUUGGUAUCAGAAAUAGAGGGAGAAUCCCCAGUAGCAUCACAACCAUCCACCUCUUGUGGGACCUCUUCAAAAAUGAAAUUGCAGGGGCUUUCAGGGAAAGCUAGUGGUAUGGUCACCUCUUUUCGACAUUUGAGAGAGGAAAGGAGCUUUACAGAUGUGACUAUAUCUGUGGAUGGAGAGUCAUUGAAGGCCCACAAGAUGGUCCUCUCUGCUUGUUCCCCAUACUUCAAGAAGUUACUUGAGGAGACCCCAUCAAAGCAUCCCAUUAUCAUUUUGAAGGAUAUCAAGAUGAAAGAAAUGGAAGCUAUCCUUGAUUUCAUAUACACAGGAGAAGUGAACAUAGCUCAAGAGGACCUUCAGAGUUUUCUCAAAGUUGCCAUGAGGUUGAAGGUGAAAGGCUUAGCAGAAGGAAACAUUCCUGCCGGACAGAUAGGACCUAUAGGCAACUCUGGAGCUUCUGUGGUUGGUGAAACUUCAUCUGGCAAAGGUGUAAAAAAUGAGCAUGGAGACAUGACAGGAAAGUUCAAAUUUGCCAUCGAUAGGGGUGGCACCUUCACAGAUGUGUAUGCACUAUGUCCCAGUGGAAAAGUACGAGCAUUGAAGUUGUUAUCUCGAGACCCUGCUCAUUAUCCUGAUGCUCCGCGGGAAGGAAUACGACGAAUUCUUCAAGAGGAAUUGAAGCAGCCUUUCCCUGAAACAGAACCAAUUGAUGGUUCCCAUAUUGAAUGGAUUCGAAUGGGAACAACAGUUGCCACCAAUGCUCUUUUGGAGAGGAAAGGUGAAAAAAUGGCUCUUGCAAUUACAAAGGGCUUCAAGGAUCUGCUGUUUAUUGGAAAUCAAGCAAGACCUGCCAUAUUUGACUUGGAGAUAAAAAUGCCUGAAAUGCUGUACCAAGAAGUGAUUGAAGUAGAAGAGAGAGUGAUUGUUAAUCAAGAAGGAUGCAAGCUUGAAGAUCGGUAUCCUGAAGUGCAAGGUACAACUGGCGAGAAGCUCAAGAUCUCUGGAGCACUGAAUCUGCAUGAUCUAGAACAUAAGCUUCAGGCAGUUCUAAAGCAAGGAAUCACUAGUCUUGCUGUUGCUCUCAUGCACUCAUAUACGUUUCAGAAGCAUGAGGAAGAUGUAGGGAGGCUUGCACAGCAGCUUGGCUUCACUAAUGUGUCUUUGUCUUCCCAUGUGAUGCCAAUGGUGCGUCUAGUCCCUCGAGGGUUUACAGCUUGUGUGGAUGCCUACCUCACACCUCUCAUAAAAAAAUAUGUAGAGGAGUUCAAGUCGGGAUUUGUGGAUCAGCUGCAAGGUGUGACUGUUUUAUUUAUGAAGAGUGAUGGUGGCCUUACACCCAUGGACAGGUUUGAUGGUUCCCGUGCAAUCCUCUCAGGACCAGCUGGAGGUGUCGUAGGCUAUGCUAUGACUACAUAUGAGCGAGACACCAAGAAACCAGUAAUAGGAUUUGACAUGGGGGGAACAUCCACUGAUCUUGAUGUGAACACUGUGGCAGCAGGAGGAGGCUCUAUGCUCACCUUCAGAUCUGGCCUGUUCUGUGUUGGUCCUGAAUCUGCAGGGGCACAUCCAGGUCCAGCAUGCUACCGCAAAGGAGGACCACUUACCAUAACAGAUGCAAAUUUAGUAUUGGGUCGUCUUCUACCUCAGUACUUUCCCACUAUUUUUGGCCCACUAAAGAAUGAACCAUUGGAUGCAGCAGAAAGCUAUGAGUUGUUCAAGAACCUUUGUGACGAAGUGAAUGACUUCAGAAAACAACAGGCAACCCUACAAGGCACAAAGUGUCAUCCAAUGUCUGUUGAAGAGCUGGCUCUGGGUUUUGUUAAGGUUGCUAAUGAGACCAUGUGCAGGCCAAUUCGAAACCUCACAGAAGCAAAGGGCUAUGAUACAGCAGAUCAUGUCUUGGCAUGCUUUGGAGGUGCUGGUGGGCAGCAUGCUUGCUCCAUUGCUCGAUCUUUGGGAAUGGCUUCAGUGUUUGUUCAUAAAUAUGCUGGAAUCUUGUCAGCAUAUGGAAUGGCACUGGCAGAUCUUGUUCUUGAAGCUCAAGAGCCAUGUGCCAAAUACUACAAGCCUGAGAACUUUUCCUUUUUUGAUGAGCACUUGCAGCAUCUGACUGCCCGAUGCAUUAGCCAGUUGGAAGGACAGGGAUUCCAUCAUGAACAGAUCACUGUUCAGUGUUUCCUCCAUAUGAGAUAUGAUCGCACAGAUUUUCCUCUGAUGUGUCCUCCUUCAGAGAAGCAAGAGCUGCCAUCUCCAGAUCAUGGCGAUUUCCUCACUGGUUUUCAGCAGCGGUAUAAGAGGGAGUUUGGAUUUGUGAUACCUGACCGAAGGAUCAUAGUGGAUGAUCUGAUGGUUCGUGGGUUUGGGAAAACACUUGUUCAUACUCAUGAAGACAUCCCUGUUGCCACACAGCCUCCCCAACUUGAAGCAGUGACUCAGGUGUUCUUUGAUGAUGGCUUCCAAACAUCCCAAGUGUAUUUGCUGAAGCAUCUGAAGGCUGGUCACAAGAUUCCAGGUCCAGCAAUCAUAAUGGAUGACCUUUGCACUAUUGUUGUUGAACCAGAUUGUGCAGCAGAAAUCACCAGAUAUGGAGAUGUUCAUUUGCAUAUUGGCAGUGAUCAACAAAGGAGGAUCAGCACAGUUUUAGACCCUAUACAGUUAUCCAUCUUCUCUCAUAGAUUCAUGGGUAUUGCUGAGCAGAUGGGUAGGAUUCUCCAGCGAACUGCAAUAUCUACCAACAUCAAGGAAAGGUUAGAUUUCUCUUGUGCUCUCUUUGGUCCUGAUGGGGGACUGGUAUCCAAUGCCCCACACAUCCCAGUGCAUCUUGGUGCUAUGCAAGAAACUGUUCAAUUCCAAAUGAGGCACCGAGGUGAUGACAUUAAAGAAGGUGAUGUCUUCCUAACAAAUCACCCUGUUGCUGGUGGUUCCCACUUACCUGAUUUGACUGUCAUCACCCCUGUGUUCUACAAGAACAUACUGAAGCCUGUGUUUUUUGUGGCAAGCCGUGGUCAUCAUGCUGAAAUUGGAGGAAUCACUCCUGGCUCAAUGCCUCCACAUUCCAAAUCCUUAGAGGAAGAGGGUGCAGUUUUCAUCAGCUUCAAACUGGUUGACAAAGGUAUAUUCCAGGGCAUCACAUUGGUGAAGGAGUUGAUUGAUACCUAUGGGAUAGAUGUCAUACAGGCAUACAUGGGGCAUAUCCAAAACAAUGCAGAGGUAGCAGUACGAGAAAUGCUUUAUGAGAUGGGACAAAAGAGUCUUGAGAAAACUGGCUCUGCUGUUUUGGAAGCACAUGACAAAAUGGAUGAUGGAACUGUGAUUACCUUGAGAGUAUCCAUUAAUCUUGAUAAUGGCUCAGCCCUAUUUGAUUUCAGUGGCACUGGAUAUCAAGUUUGGGGGAAUUGCAAUGCACCUAGGGCAAUCACAUUGUCAGCCAUCAUUUAUUGCUUGAGAAGUAUGGUUGGACAUGAUGUCCCCUUGAACCAGGGUUGCCUCUCUCCAGUGGAAGUUGUCAUUCCAAAUGGAACCAUCCUGACUCCUUCAGAAGAUGCAGCCAUUGUUGGAGGAAAUGUUCUCACGUCUCAACGGAUAGUUGAUGUAGUUCUAAAAGCCUUCAGAAUCUGUGCUGCCAGUCAAGGAUGCAUGAACAAUGUAACAUUUGGUGAUGAAACAUCAGGCUACUAUGAGACUGUAGCUGGAGGAGCUGGAGCU
Darwinula stevensoni is the source of this 6884-nucleotide messenger RNA. The record is from the annotation of a GenBank genome assembly. NCBI's taxonomy places the organism in Eukaryota, Metazoa, Arthropoda, Ostracoda, Podocopida, Darwinulidae.